Molecule: messenger RNA, 734 nt
Organism: Bradysia coprophila
Lineage: Eukaryota; Metazoa; Arthropoda; Insecta; Diptera; Sciaridae
Source: RefSeq, a predicted model, not a curated record
GCUAUCUUCAGAGUCGAUUACAAAUCGUUUCUUGCAUUUGCUGAGUGCACAUUAGUUCUUGUUAGAAAUAAACUGCCGAAGAUAUUUUUCAACCAUGAAGACAUUCGUUUUUGCUUUUGUUAUCGUCGCUUUGGCCUGUGUUGCCGUUGCUGAAGAGGAAAAAAAGACUGAGAAACGAGGACUUCUUGGCCUGGGCACCUAUGGUGGUUUGGGAUAUGGUGGCUAUGGAUUAGAUCAUGGAUUGGGCUACGGUCACGGUCUGGGAUAUGGUAGUGGUUUGGGCUAUGGUCACGGUGUGGGCUACGGUCACGGUUUGGGCUAUGGACAUGGACUCGGAUAUUCCGGUUUCGGAUAUGGGGGAUACAAUGGUUUCGCAGGAGAUUAUGGUUUCGGUCAUGGAUACGCUGCACCUGCUGUUCAUGCUCACGCUCUUCCAUUAGCUCAUGCUGCUCCCUUACCGAUUGCUCAUGGUUUUUACGGUGGACAUGGAUUACAUUACUAAAAAGCUGAUCGAUGUUAAGCUCAUGAGUGUAGUAUAGGUGAUUGCGAGAUGUUUACAGUGAUUGUGUUUCAGUUUUUUUUUAUUAUUUAAUUCCUUAAUCGUCUGAUACUGUGAUUGUGAAUUCAAUUUCUUGGAGUGAACUAAAAAUUGUGCCAAAAUUUUCAGUUACAAAUUGCAUUUAAUUCUUGUUUCCAACUUCGAGAAAUCAAUAAAAAUGUUUGUAAUAUUUCUA